Condylura cristata (star-nosed mole) is the source of this 2991-nucleotide messenger RNA. It is a transcript of the gene CERKL, whose product is annotated as ceramide kinase-like. The record is from RefSeq and is a predicted model, not a curated record. Gene Ontology annotation, molecular function: kinase activity. The transcript has 13 exons. Bases 73 to 1695 code for a protein of 540 amino acids. Lineage: Eukaryota; Metazoa; Chordata; Mammalia; Eulipotyphla; Talpidae.
UGCCAGGGCCUCGGCCGCCUCCUCUCAAGGCCUUCCCGGACCCCAGCUUCCCGCCCAACCUGCGGCUCUGCCAUGCCCCGUGGGCGGCGCGGAAGCCGGGUGAACGUUCUGGAGGGAGACCGGGGGGAUGGGGCGCCCCCGGCGGCGGCCGCCAUGCCCUCUGCGCAGUGGGCGUCCCGGCAGCUGCCGGAGGAGGCUGCAGGGCAGAUCCUGCUCCGGGGCAUCUUCGAGAUCGGAAGGGACAGCUGCGACGUGGUGCUAAGCGAAAGGGUCUUGAAGUGGCGGCCAAUCCAGCCCGUGCGCCCCGCGGGUGACCCCAAGCUUGAUUUGCUCUGUAAAGAAGAAUUUAUUGAACUCAAGGACGUCUUUUCAGUCAAGCUGAAACAUCGUUAUUUUGCUAAACCGCAUGGCAGUGGUACUUUAUUAGGUAUCACACUAUUUUUCUGUUUGAAAAAGGAACAAAAUAAAUUAAAGGAUUCUACACUUGAUCUUAUUAACUUAAGUGAAGACUACUGUGAUAUAUGGUUUAGACAGUUCAAGAAAAUUUUGGCAGGUUUUUCAAAUAGACCAAAGUCAUUAAAGAUACUACUAAACCCCCAGAGCCACAAAAAAGAAGCUACCCAGCUCUAUUACGGGAAGGUUGAGCCACUGUUAAAGAUUGCAGGAAUUAAGACUGAUGUAACAAUAACAGAAUAUGAAGGACAUGCUCUGUCACUGCUGAAGGAAUGUGAACUCCAGGGAUUUGAUGGUGUCGUCUGUGUUGGGGGAGAUGGAUCUGCCAGUGAAGUUGCUCAUGCUUUGCUCCUUAGGGCCCAGAAGAAUGCUGGGAUGGAACCAGACCACAUCCUGACGCCAGUCCGAGCGCAGCUCCCCCUGGGUGUGAUACCAGCAGGCUCCACUAAUGUACUGGCACAUUCACUUCAUGGAAUUCCUCAUGUGGUAACUGCAACUUUGCACAUUAUAAUGGGUCACGUGCAACCAGUUGACGUCUGUACCUUCAGCACCACUGGCAAGCUGCUUCGAUUUGGGUUCUCAGCUAUGUUUGGCUUCGGUGGAAGAACUUUGGCCUUGGCAGAAAAGCAUCGAUGGAUGUCCCCUAACCAGCGAAGGGAUUUUGCUGUAAUUAAAGCUUUGGCAAAACUUAAGCCAGAAGACUGUGAAAUAUCAUUUUUACCACAUAAUAGUUCUCAGGAUUUACAAGAAAGGGAGGCACAGGGAUCUCCCAAACCUGACUAUAAUGGUCACUGGCGAGUGGUCCAGGGGCAGUUCUUGAAUAUCAGCAUUAUGGCAAUCCCUUGUCUGUGCUCGGUGGCACCUGGAGGCUUGGCACCUAAUACCAGAUUAAAUAAUGGGAGUAUGGCUCUUAUAAUUGCACGAAACACUUCUCGAUCAGAAUUUAUAAAGCAUCUGAAAAGAUAUGCCAGUGUUAAAAAUCAGUUCAGUUUUCCAUUUGUUGAGACUUACACGGUUGAAGAAGUAAAAGUUCACCCAAGGAAUACCAGUGGGCAUGAUCCAGAAGAGGAAGAUCAACCACAAGAAGUUGCUUCAGAAAAGAAUUUCCCUUGGAAUGUAGAUGGCGAUUUAAUGGAAGUUGCAUCAGAGGUCCAUGUUCGACUGCAUCCAAGCCUUAUCAAUCUUUAUGGAGGAAGCAUGGAAGAAAUCAAUGAUUCCAAAGUAACAUGUAAUUGUUUAUAAGAUAAAAGUGCUGAUUAGUUUUAAUAUGAAAAGAAAAAGGCAUACUUUUAACUAUUUUUAUAUUAAAACUUUGUAGAAAAUUCCAAAGGCAAAUAAGAGUUCCUUCUGUUUCCAAGAUUUGAGUUCAGCACAUGUUACCAAAAUUUCAAAAUUAUACAUUUUUUUUUGAAAAAUAUAUCAAUACUUGCCAAAAAAACGUAAUUUGUGAAUAUCCUCUAAGUUAAAGAUGCUUCAUGUAAACUACCAUUUUAAAUAGCAGGUAGGAAUCUUGCCCUGAAAGUCAUGUUCUCUGAUAAUUUCUAAAAUGGAAAAUAAUCACACUUAAGUUUCCUCAGGGCUCAUUCUUAGAAAGAAUGUUCUAGAUUUUAAUGGAAAAUCAAACCAUUCUCCUGACAGACAUCUAACUUUUCCAGCCACCAGUCCUAGACCACACAUCGAUCAACUUUCAGGGAGACACCUCCUGCAGAGACUUUGCCCUUAACCAUAAGACUUCCCUCUGGUCAUCCACAUAACAGGCCCAUUUUCAAAAUUGUACAUAAGGACAAAAAUAUAUCCAUAUGAAGAUGAGACUGCUUCAUUAAUAAAGCAAAAGAAUUUAAAGAACCCUUAUCAAUAUCUUAUACAUUGUAAUUUACAUGAACUAAAGCCUGGUCUUCACAGUUUUGCUUUUUAAGAAAAUGGCUACUACAAUAAUAUUUAAAUAUAACCUACUAUAUUUGUAUUUCAAAUAUCAGCUGAAGUGCAAUAUUUACAACAUUCCAGAGGUUUUUAUUUUUUUGGUGUAGAUUUACUCCUAGUUAUCUUUCAUAAAAAUGGUAUCAAAGACUUACACCUAAAUGAACAUUCUUUAAAAACUUCUGUAUAAUAUAUACAUAAAUAAUGUAAAACCAGUAUAUAAAUUUGCUCUAACUUUUUCCUCAAUAAAGUACAUGAUUUACAGAAUGCUAAAUAAGUGUCUUUUAAAACAAUGACUUCUUUAUUCAUUAGAAAAUUUGGGAAUAGCUCUUACAAUCGCAAACAUUAAUUUCAAAUGAACCAGAAUGCAAUGCAGUUACCAAGGCAAGACAGAUGGUAAGUAAUUUCUUUUAAAGUUUUUCUUGAGGAAUUACCUUGAAUACUUUAAACACUUGUAAAAGUUAUUUUUGGGAUAUAUUAAAUAUUACCUUUGCAGUUGUUUUUUCAGCAUAAUCACCAUUUGGAAUUUUUGUUUGCCUUUAGACAAAAUGGUGAGUAAAAGAAUCACAGAAAUAUAAGCAAAUUCACAUUUUUUGGUAAACAUUUUCUUUAACCUGAGGU